ACCGAAUAACAUGACAGUAAUCAUUGAUGUUUUAAAAUAAUAAUGCAUAUCUUUUUCACGCAAUAACAUAAAGGUAAUUGUUGUAAAUUUUUUAAUAAAAUUAUAAAAGAGAAAAAUAACAUGUUACAGAUGAUUAUAAAUUUUCUCCCUGUUUUAACAGAUCAAUAAUGGUCCUCACAGCAUCCCAGAACUCAGUGUAUACUGGGUGGAAAAUGGGGUAGAAGGGGUGAAGCAGAUAGAAGCCCUUCUAGUAAGAUACAGGGGAAGCCAGAGAAAACAUUUCAGAAAGAAAUAGUUACUGCUGAAGGCUUGUAAAGAGUGGUUCAUUUACAGCACAUACAUGAUAAGAUAUCUUGUACAUAUUUUGUGAUGCGUGGACUUUUACGUGGUACUUUGUACUGUGCACUGUGGUAUGGCAGUGUAGUGGCUGGAUUUUUAUUUAUUGCUUGUCCUAUGAUACCAUUGUUACUUUUCAGCCCUUUGAAAUUUCGAAAAUUCAAUGACUUCUUAUUUUCUUGUUGGGAACUUUAUUCUACAGCUCUUCUAAAAGUUUUCGGAGUAAAAAUUCUCGUAUCUGGAGAUCAUAUAUCUCCGGAUGAAUCUGCUAUACUUGUAAUGAACCAUAGAACCAGGGUAGAUUGGAAUUUCCUAUGGGCAGCGAUGUACCAAGCAUGCUUGCCUGGCAUAGCAGCUCACAGAUUAAAGUUUGUUUUAAAGGAUCCCAUACGGCACAUUCCAGGACCAGGGUGGAUAAUGCAAAUGAACGGUUUCCUUUAUAUAACACGACGAUGGGAAGAAGAUCAAAGUCGAUUGUCGCAUACCCUUAACUAUUUAGUAUCGUUGGACAGACGUUCUCAAUUAUUAAUAUUCCCGGAAGGUACAGAUUUAACGAAAAGUAGCAAGGAGAAAUCAGAUAAAUAUGCUGCGAAACAUGGAUUGCCACAAUAUUCUUUUACGCUCCAUCCGAAAACAACAGGAUUCAGUUAUUUAGUUCAUCAUCUCCAGCAAGCGAAUUACCUUGACGCUGUUUAUGAUUUAACAAUCGGAUAUCCUGACUAUGUUCCGCAGUCAGAGCUAGACUUAAUUAAAGGCAAAUUGCCGCAUGAGGUACAUUUUCACAUUAAAAGGAUAUCAUCGUCUGACAUGCCAACGGAUGAUGCACCAUUAAGACAAUGGUUAGAACGAAGAUGGUACAAAAAAGAAGAAGUGUUAGAACGAUUUUACGAAAAGAAAAGCUUUUCUACCGAAAUUUGGCCCUUAACAAACGUAUAUCCAUUACAAGUUGCAUUAUGCUUUUGGAGUACUUUAAUAGGUGCUACAGUCUUGUUGCUCAUUAUUUCACCCUUGUUUCAAUUGUGGGCAUUCACUCUUUCAACUUUCUUUGUUGUACUGUCAUUUUUUAGUACUGGUUUUAAUCAACUUGAAAUGGCAUGGUAUUGGCGAUGGAGGGCUCAUUUCUUGAAUCGAAAGCAAAGUUAAUAAGGUUCGAAAAUAUGCACUUCAGCGUGAGUAAACUUAAGCAUUACUUUCGAAUGUUUAUUUUCUUAAUAUUAUUAUAAAUGUACUGUACAUUCAUAACUUGUAAAGUAUAAAAAAAUAGUGAUGUAGUUAUGAAAUUGAAGCAUAUACAAUUUCAAAAUUUCUAUUUAAAACCUGCAAGCGAAGGCUAUUAAUUCUGUCGAGCCUCGAUAAAUGUUAAAAUAUAAUGUGAACUUGUGAAUUACAUUACGGUAACAUAUGGGAACAUUUAUUUUAUAAAUAGUAUUAGUAAAUGUAAUAAAACUGA
Messenger RNA from Megalopta genalis, 1786 nucleotides. RefSeq names its product lysocardiolipin acyltransferase 1. Lineage: Eukaryota; Metazoa; Arthropoda; Insecta; Hymenoptera; Halictidae. Gene Ontology annotation, cellular component: endomembrane system; endoplasmic reticulum. Gene Ontology annotation, biological process: phosphatidylinositol acyl-chain remodeling. The record is from RefSeq and is a predicted model, not a curated record. Gene Ontology annotation, molecular function: acyltransferase activity.